AACUGAAAGACCUCAAAUUGGAACGUAAAGUGCCUCGCACUAGAAAGCUUUCUAACCUAAAAAGGGACGCACGGAAGAGUGUCGGCUCACUACGAGCAUUAAUUAAUUUACAAUGCCACUUGAGAAUUUGGAGGAGGAAGGUUUGGAGAAGAACCCGAAUCUGGAAUUGGCGCAAACGAAGUUUCUGCUGGGUCUUCGUGAACACGCUGAUGAUGCCUACCUGAAGACCAAACUCUUGGAUGCCAUCAAAGCCGACAACAUGGCUCCAUUCUACGAAGAGGUUUGCAAGGACCUGAAUUGGCCAGUGGACGAUGCACUUCUUGCAACAAUGAAGGCACACAAUACGGAACAGUUGAAAAAAUUUGACGAUGCUAUCGAGGAUGCUGAUAAAAAUCUGAGCGAGAUGGAAGUUCGAGAGGCCAACUUAAAGAAAUCCGAAUAUCUUUGUCGAAUAGGCGACAAAGAAGGUGCAAUCUCGUCAUUUAGAAAAACGUAUGACAAGACAGUAUCCUUAGGGCACAGAUUAGAUAUUGUAUUUCAUAAUAUUAGAAUCGGCUUGUUUUACCUGGAUCAUGAUCACAUUACCAGAAACAUCGAAAAAGCUAAAUGCUUAAUAGAAGAAGGCGGCGAUUGGGACAGACGGAAUCGUUUGAAAGUUUAUCAAGGAAUAUACUGCAUAGCAGUGCGCAACUUCAAGGAGGCUGCAAACUUCUUUUUAGACACAAUUAGCACAUUCACGAGUUAUGAACUUAUGGAUUAUAACACGUUCGUGAGAUACACAGUAUACUUAAGUAUGAUAAGUCUUCCACGAAACGAACUGAGGGACAAAAUCAUUAAGGGAUCCGAAAUCCUGGAGGUUCUCCACAGUAACCAAGACGUCAAGGAUUACUUGUUCUCAUUGUACAAUUGUCAUUAUGCGGAAUUUUUCAAGAAUCUUGCACACGUUGAAGGAUUGCUACGCCGAGAUUACUUAAUAUUUCCUCACUAUCGGUAUUACGUUCGAGAGAUGCGAAUUCUCGCGUACACGCAACUGUUGGAAUCCUAUCGAUCUUUGACCCUCCAGUAUAUGGCUGAGGCAUUUGGCGUUACGGUGGAAUACAUUGAUCAGGAAUUAUCGCGCUUUAUAGCAGCUGGCCGAUUACAUUGCAAAGUCGAUCGAGUUGGAGGUGUAGUCGAAACGAAUCGGCCAGACAGUAAGAAUUGGCAAUAUCAGGCAAUGGUGAAGCAGGGUGAUCUUCUACUCAACAGGGUGCAGAAGUUAUCGCGCGUCAUUAAUAUUUAAUUUCGUAUACAUUUGUAUAAUCACAGAGAUGAUAUGCUAUUAUAUAUUAAGAAACGAUCAAGAUCGAUUACAUGAGUGUCUACUGUAUAUCUGUUUCAAGAGUCUGUAUACCACAAGCUCGAAUUUUGUAACAAAGAAAACUAAAAGUGUCACGUUUGUUUUUGUAAACAAGAUAUACAAAUAUUCUUCGUGGAAUAUGUAA
Solenopsis invicta (red fire ant) is the source of this 1484-nucleotide messenger RNA. It is a transcript of the gene Rpn7, whose product is annotated as 26S proteasome non-ATPase regulatory subunit 6. Gene Ontology annotation, biological process: proteasome-mediated ubiquitin-dependent protein catabolic process. Bases 113 to 1282 code for a protein of 389 amino acids. The transcript is spliced from 5 exons. Gene Ontology annotation, molecular function: protein binding. Gene Ontology annotation, cellular component: proteasome regulatory particle. The record is from RefSeq and is a predicted model, not a curated record. NCBI's taxonomy places the organism in Eukaryota, Metazoa, Arthropoda, Insecta, Hymenoptera, Formicidae.